AUGAGGUGCGGCCAGCCGGCGAGCAGGGUGCUCAGCGGGCGGGCGAGGAGGCCAUACAUGAGAGUAUGGGACCAGGUGUGUAUAUCAAUGUCGCCGGCAAUUCUUUUGCUGCUGUUACCUUAUGUCCUCCAACCGAUGCCAACUUCAUUUGCUCAAGAAUGGACGUCACCAUUCAGCAAUGAGACUGCUACUGACAGGGACGCCCUGCUCCAGUUCAAGGCAAGCCUGAGCCAGCAGUCGCCCGCACUUGUCUCAUGGAACACAACUAGUGAUUUCUGCCACUGGACUGGGGUUACCUGCAGCCUGAGGCACAAGGGCAGGGUGUCAGCUCUGAAUCUAUCGUCGGCGGGCCUUGUUGGCACCAUUUCCCCUGCCAUCGGAAACUUAACAUUCUUGAAGAUCCUUGACCUUAGCUCAAAUAAGCUGCAGGGCGAGAUUCCGUCUACCAUUGGCCGCCUUUGGCAGUUGCAGUAUCUGAUUUUCACUGGAAACUCACUUCAUGGUGGAAUCACUGACGGGUUAAGCAACUGCACUGGUCUUGUAAACAUCAUUCUUGACAAGAACCAUCUUACCGGGGAAAUCCCCUCUUGGCUUGGUGGUUUUCCAAAGCUUGUGGCUUUGAUCUUGUCAAAGAACAAUUUGACCGGCAGCAUCCCGCCAUCCCUGGGCAAUCUCACAUACCUGCAGGUGUUAUAUCUCCAGUAUAACCAGCUUGAGGGUUCCAUCCCAAAAGAGCUUGGAAGGCUCAAGAACCUCCAGUGGUUUGCAUUGCUUGCGAACCACCUCUCGGGUGAGGUCCCGGAAGCUGUGUUCAACCUAUCAUCAGUGAUUGGAUUCGGUGUGGAUCAAAAUGAUCUGCAUGGUACACUGCCAUCCAACUGGGGAAACAACCAACCAAACCUUGAGUUCAUCUACCUCGCAGUGAAUCACUUCACAGGGAAUGUUCCGGCCUCCCUUGCCAAUGCAACCAUGAUUGAUACCAUAGACCUGGGUCUCAACAAUUUCACUGGAAGGAUGCCACCGGAGAUAGGAACACUUUGCCCAAGCAUUUUUUCCUUUGACUCAAACCAAAUUGAGGCAAGCACCAUGGAGGGCUGGGAGUUCGUCACGCUCUUGACCAACUGCACCUGGCUACGUGUGCUUAGCUUCCGGAACAAUAUGCUUGCGGGUCAGUUGCCAGCCUCUGUCGGAAACUUAUCAUCGACACAUCUGCAGGUGCUUUACACUGGAUUCAACGAGAUCUAUGGGAAUAUACCUCCUGGCAUUGGUAAUCUUGUAAACUUGCAGAAGCUUUUCCUCAGCCACAACCAUUUCAGCGGUGUUCUGCCAAGCACAAUUUAUCGUCUGAAAAUGAUGCGGGCUUUGGGAAUCGAUGGCAACAUGCUGUCGGGGACAAUUCCACCCUCAAUCGGUAAUCUAACACUGCUUCAGAUAAUCACUAUGGACAACAACAAUCUUGAGGGAUCUCUUCCUUCUAGCAUUAGCAACCUGCAGAUGUUGAGCGUCGCAACCCUCUCGCGCAAUGCAUUUGCAGGUCCAAUUCCCAAAGAAAUUUUUAACCUUUCGUCUCUGUCCUACAUCCUUGAUUUGUCCGACAAUCAUUUCAACAGCCCCCUUCCACCUGAAGUUGGUAGUCUUACUAAGCUUGUGUAUUUAAAUAUCUCCAGAAAUAAUCUAUCUGGUUCACUACCGGACACCCUCAGCAACUGCCAAAGCUUGCUCGAGCUCCAUUUGGAUGAUAACUCCUUUAGCGGAAGCCUCCCUACAUCUAUUAGUGAAAUGUAUGGUUUGGUAGUUCUGAAUUUGACAGAGAAUUUCUUGUCGGGUGCAAUUCCUCAAGAAUUUGGACGCAUGAAGGGCUUGGAAGAACUGUAUCUUGCACACAACAACUUGUCUGGGCAAAUUCCGAUGACCUUGCAAAAUAUGACCUCCUUGUCCCAACUUGACAUUUCUUUCAACCAUCUCAGUGGCCUAGUUCCUAUGCAAGGCGUGUUUGCCAAAUCGACAGGGUUCUUGUUUGUUGGUAACAAUGAGCUGUGUGGUGGUCUGCAGGAACUACAUUUGCCUGCUUGUCCAGUUCAUUCCAGGAAGCAUAGGGACAUGAAACGUCAUGUAGUUCUCAUAAUUAUAAUCUCUACUGGGAGCCUUUUUUGUGUGAUAUUGGUACUUCUCUCCUUUUAUUGGAGAAGGAAAAAAGGACCUCAUGCUACAACAAUGGCAGGAGCAGCCAUCUCUUUCUUGGAUGAUAAAUAUCCUAAAGUUUCUUAUGCUGAGCUGUUCCAAGGCACUAAUGGCUUUUCUGGUAGCAAUUUGAUUGGAAGAGGAAGAUAUGGGUCCGUAUAUAAGGGCACAUUGUCACUGAAAAACGUUGAAACUGAAGUAGCUGUUAAGGUUUUUGAUCUGCAGCAGUCAGGUUCUUCCAAAAGCUUUGUAGUUGAGUGUGGAGCUCUUAGUAAGAUCCGCCAUCGCAACUUGAUCAGCGUCAUAACCUGCUGCUCUAGUUCUGACUCGAAACAGAAUAAUUUCAAAGCCAUUGUGUUCGAGUUCAUGCCAAACCAAAGCCUUGACAAGUGGCUACAUUACCUUAAUCCUGAUUCAGAUGUGUCCAGACCUAUACCAGGCCUGACACUACUGCAAAGAUUGAACAUUGCUGUCAAUGUUGCCGAUGCUAUGGACUAUUUGCAUAACAAUUGCGAGCCCCCGAUAGUCCACUGUGACCUGAAGCCAAGCAAUAUUCUUUUGAAUGUGGACUUUGUUGCCUGUGUUGGAGAUUUUGGCAUUGCAAAGAUUCUUUCUGAUUCAGAAGGUGAUCCUGUGAUCAAUUCGAAUACCUUCACCGGAAUAAGAGGAACAGUUGGAUAUGUGGCACCAGAAUAUGGGGAAGGCGGUCAGGUCUCCUUGUGUGGAGAUGUCUUCAGCUUUGGAGUUCUGCUCCUUGAGAUGUUUACAGGGAAGGCCCCAACCGAUGCCAUGUUUGUGGAUGGAUUGACCUUACAGGGCUUUGUUGAGAUAGCAUUUCCAGAGAAGCUGAUGGACAUAAUUGAUCCAGUACUGCUGUCCACUGAUGAGACGUAUGCAAGAAAGCCACAACACAGAAGCAAUGGAGGGGAAGAGAUUGAAAAUGCCAUUACUUCUGUCAGUAAACUUGCGCUGUCCUGCACCAAGCUAACACCAUCAGAGAGAAAGCCCAUGAGUGAUGCUGCAGCCGAGAUGCGCAAGAUAAGGAGCUGCUAUCUCGCAAACCUACCAAGGGCAAACAAUUAA
Molecule: messenger RNA, 3264 nt
Organism: Miscanthus lutarioriparius
Lineage: Eukaryota; Viridiplantae; Streptophyta; Magnoliopsida; Poales; Poaceae
Source: the annotation of a GenBank genome assembly